AUGGGUUCCAACACAACUGAAUAUCCUGCUCUGAUCCCAAGUCCUGAAAACCCUACAGAAGCCUGGAGCAACUUCAAUAACUCAAGUCAGUGCCCUACAAAUAAUGCGUGGGGUUGGCUGAAAACCAUGCAACCUGCUUAUAUGACAAUCAUUUGUGUGCUGGGUAUUAUAGGGAACACAUUUGUCCUGUGUGUCUUCUGCCUGCACAAGAAACGCUGCACGGUAGCAGAGAUCUACCUAAGCAACCUAGCAGCAGCAGAUUUGGUGAUGAUGUGUUUAUUACCCUUUUGGGUUGUGACCAUCGCCAAUGGUGGCAAUUGGAUGUUUGGAGGACUUCUCUGCCGGAUUGUCAAUAUUGGUAUCAUAUUGAACAUGUACUGUAGCAUUUAUUUUCUGGUGCUGGUUAGCACUGACCGCUAUCUAGCGCUGGUGAAAACCAUGUCUGAUGGAAGAAAGCGAAGUGUCUUUUGUGCCAAAAUGAGCUGCCUUGGCAUCUGGGCAUUUGGCUUCCUUAUGAGCAUUCCAACGAUUGUUUUUAGGACUGUAGGGGACUUCCCAGAAUACAAUGGUACAUUUUGCUAUCUUGAUUAUCCGCAAGGCAGUGAAAAAAAAUGGGAAAUAAGUAACAACCUUGUGCUUAUUAUAAUUGGAUUCCUUAUACCAUUUUUAAUAAUAUCUUAUUGUACUUUUGAGAUCACAAAAGCACUGAGGAGUAACACAAUGGAAAGAUUCAGUCAGGGCAAAACUGAGAAAAAAGCAACCCACUUGAUCCUUGCAGUGCUUCUGGUUUUCUUCUUCUGUUGGGUUCCAUUCCAUGUGGUAACAUUCCUCGACUUCCUUAAAGAAGCCGGUAUUUUAAAUGGAUGUGCAUUAGAAGUAGGCAACCAGAUAACCACGUAUCUUGCUUACAGUAACAGCUGUGUGAAUCCAAUCCUGUAUGUCAUUGUGGGAAAAAGCUUCAGGAAGAAAGCUGGCCAGCUGUUUAAACAACUAUUUGGAAAAGGGGAUGCAAGGGGUGACUCUAAUAGAUCCAAAUUCUCGUUUACCUUAAGAUCCUCUCUGUGACUGAAACAUCAAUGUCAAUUUGGACUCUCUGCUACUCUGUCAUCAAGUAAAAGCAGCUCAGAAAUCAAGAAGUUGUUAUGCAAAUGCCAAUAUUUACUGUUAACAAUAGCAAACCAUGAAGAAGUUUAAUUAUUAAUAUAAAUUCUGAUGUUGUAACUGCAUUUUCUAGAUGCUCUAUAAUGGCUUUUCUGCUUUGUAUAAAUUGAAAAAUAUAACAUUAUAUAACUAUAUACAGUAAUUAGUUGAAUAUUACAGUUUCAUUGUUUUAUGACAGUAUAUGCAACCUUACAGUUAUUGGCUUUUUAGCAUGACAUUCUAUAAAAAUGAAGAAUUGUAUAUGUUAUGAUAUACAGUAUGUGUUAAACUUUCUGUUGUGUUUAUUAAUGUGUUGUUUAAAUCUGUAUUUUUUUCUACUAUUUGUUUAUUUGUAUUUGUGUUAAUAAAAGUGUUCGAACAAAAUGGCACCCAAGCUUUGACUAUGCUGGUGCAUAAACAGAAAGCACUAUCUGCUCCUCUCUGUCCUUCUCGCUCGCUCUUUCUCUCUCGCUGUCUCUCACUCUACUCUACUCUACUCCACUACACGCUCCUACACACUCUCCCACAAACAUGUCCUAUGUUCUUUUAUAGGGUGUGGCCAGAGGUAAUUGACUUCAAUAAUUCAAUUCCCACCUGACCACAUUCCACACUGUUCUAUUAAAUAGUAAAAUAAUUAAACAAUUACAAAUUUUACUUGGCAUGUGGCUGUGCAAAGGCAGUCAUCUUGGCCCCAGGCUGUUCCUCUGCACCUGAGCCACUUCUCAGUGUGCACCCAUGUGCAGAACCUAUGCUCUGUCACAGACCUGUUUAAAUUCUGCAAGGUGUUGUAUGUUUGACAAAAAGGAUAGCAAAUAUGGGAAAGGUAAUAUCUACAUGGAUAGGUGGAUAACCUUGUUUCCCUCAAAUUCUCUUGUGUCUUGUAUAAUAAUAAGUACUUGUUUUC
Messenger RNA from Acipenser ruthenus (sterlet), 2044 nucleotides. RefSeq names its product B2 bradykinin receptor-like. Lineage: Eukaryota; Metazoa; Chordata; Actinopteri; Acipenseriformes; Acipenseridae. Gene Ontology annotation, cellular component: membrane. Bases 1 to 1065 code for a protein of 354 amino acids. Gene Ontology annotation, biological process: smooth muscle contraction; G protein-coupled receptor signaling pathway; neutrophil chemotaxis. The transcript has a single exon. Gene Ontology annotation, molecular function: bradykinin receptor activity. The record is from RefSeq and is a predicted model, not a curated record.